AUGGUUUUCAAAUCGAAAUCAGCGCCGAUGAAGCUGUCGGAUUUGCCGAUACACGAAAAAAUUUUCGAGGCUUGUCGCGCCCACUCAACUGCCAACAAGGAUUCUGUCAUUUUUCUCGACGCCGAGACUACUACAAAAAAGAAAUACUAUCGAGAUGUGGAGCCUACUGUGAACAGCUUGGCGUCUGCUUUAAUCAAAUUAGGAUUCAAGCCUGGUGACGUUGCAGCGCAAGCAUUUCCGAAUUGUCCAGAAUUCCUGAUUGCGAUGUUGGCUGUGAUGAAGUGUGGAGGGGCGAUGUCAAAUGCCAGUGCAAUUUUCACGGAUUACGAGCUAAAAAUGCAAUUUUGCGACUCAAACUCUUGCAUCGUGUUCACCGAUGAAGAUCGUUUGGAACGUAUCCGCAGAGCAACUUCCCAGUGUCCAGGAGUUCGAAAAAUCAUUUGUUUGCGAACAUUUCCAGUCAGAACCGAAUUCCCAGAGAAUGUUCUGGAUUUUGUAGAACUGACACAAACACCAGAUCAGCCGAUUGAUGUCAAAGUCAGCAUGGACUCCAUCGCCCUUCUCCCCUACUCGUCUGGAACGACUGGAAGACCCAAGGGAUGUCUCCUAACUCAUCGGAAUAUUGGAGCAAUGUUGGACAUUGCCAAAAAUCAUAUGGAGCAAGAGCUGGCUCCAGCAAUGUUUGGGAAAGGAAACACUGCCACGUGGCAGAAGGAGCAUACUGUACUUUUGUUGCCGUGGUACCAUGCGUACGGUCUCAACACUAUGUUGGAGACUAUUCUACUUGGAAUGACUGGAAUCGUGUUCAAAAAGUUUGACACAACAGUUAUGCUCAAUCGUAUCAAGUUUUAUAAGGUCAAACUCGCGUGGCUGGUCCCACCAAUGCUGAUUGUUCUUGCCAAGGACCCAAUGGUCCCAAUUUUCAACACUGCUCCAUAUCUAAAAGUGAUCAUGUCCGCAGGAGCAACAGCCGGCUCACAACUCCUAGUAGAAGUCAAAAAGAGAUUCCCUUCCACGUGGCUUUGUCAGGCGUACGGUAUGACAGAAAUGGUGCAAUUCACGACUUUGCCAAGAUUCGAAUAUGGGAACAGCUUUGAAACUGUCGGGCAUUUGGCAUCGAAUUAUGAGAUGAAAGUCAUUGAUAAACAGCAAAAAGAAGUUACUGGAACUGAAAAAGUUGGACAGUUGUGUUUUCGUGGUCCGACAAUUAUGAAGGGAUACUUGAGACAGGAAGAAGCAGAUAUCAUUGAUAGUGAUGGAUUUUUGAAAACUGGAGAUUUAGGAUCGAUUGAUGAGAAGGGAAGGGUUCAUGUGACGGGGCGGAUUAAGGAGCUGAUUAAAGUUAAUGGAAUGCAGGUACCUCCAGUGGAAAUCGAAGACGUCCUUCUUCUCCACUCAAAAGUCAAGGAUUGUGCUGUUAUUGGAAUGCCCGAUGAGCACAAAGGAGAGUCUCCAAUGGCGUUUGUUGUCAAAAAAGAUCACACACUGACAGAAGUCGAGCUGACGGACUUUAUUCGUCAAAAGUUGUCAUCCUAUAAAUGGAUCGACGUCUAUAAAUUUGUCGAUGAGAUUCCGAAAACUCAGUCUGGAAAGAUUCGACGUAAAAAGUUGCGACAAAUGGCCGAGGAGACGGAAUCGGAUAGUGAUGAGGAGACGAGCAAGUCAGAGAAGGCUCAGUGA
Caenorhabditis briggsae is the source of this 1680-nucleotide messenger RNA. Bases 1 to 1680 code for a protein of 559 amino acids. The transcript is spliced from 7 exons. Lineage: Eukaryota; Metazoa; Nematoda; Chromadorea; Rhabditida; Rhabditidae. Gene Ontology annotation, molecular function: CoA-ligase activity. The record is from RefSeq and is a predicted model, not a curated record.